AUGAAGCACUUCACAGCUCUCUCCGGCCUUGCCGCCCUCGCGGCCGCCGCUCCCUUCUACCCAAAGCCAUCAGGCUACCCACCACUCCCAACAGGCGCUCUCCCACCACCUCCACCAGGCAGCGGCAUCGCCCACCCAACUGUUCCUCUCUACCCAAUCCCAACUGGAGCUCCACUGCCACAUCCAUCAGGCAACGGCUUCCCACCAUUACCAACAGGCUCUGGAUUUCCAGCACCCUCAGGCACGGGCAUCUUCACCAUCGAUCCCGUCGGCACAGGCACCGCACCACCCUUCCCCAUCGGCACUGGCACCGCUCCACCUUCUCCAAUCGGCACCGGUUCAGCUCCCUACCCAUACAAGCGCGAAGCACAGCUAGAGUCCUUCUCCUUCCCAAGCCUGUCACUCCCAACAGGCGGUCUCGGCGGCGGCUCAGGCAUAGCUGCACCAACCGGUCUGCCCAGCAUCUCCUUCCCAGCCGGCGGUCUGGGCGGAGGAAGUGCCGCUCCAACAGGAUUCCCAGGCCUGGGCAGUGGUUCCGGCGAUCUCCCAAGUCUGUCCCUCCCAUCUGGCGUUGCGGCUCCUACUGGUGGUUUUGGUGAGCAGCGUGGUUAUCAGGGCAAGAUUGUUGCCGGUGAUGAGAGCGAGGGCGUGGAGACUGAGGAGGAUGAGGAGUAG
Molecule: messenger RNA, 675 nt
Organism: Zasmidium cellare ATCC 36951
Lineage: Eukaryota; Fungi; Ascomycota; Dothideomycetes; Mycosphaerellales; Mycosphaerellaceae
Exons: 1
Coding region: 1-675 (224 amino acids)
Source: RefSeq, a predicted model, not a curated record